Messenger RNA from Teleopsis dalmanni, 811 nucleotides. RefSeq lists its product as uncharacterized. The transcript is spliced from 2 exons. The record is from RefSeq and is a predicted model, not a curated record. Bases 156 to 794 code for a protein of 212 amino acids. NCBI's taxonomy places the organism in Eukaryota, Metazoa, Arthropoda, Insecta, Diptera, Diopsidae.
UUUAAAACAAAUUUGGACUAUUGCCAUAUUUCCGCUUAUUGAUCACGUAAUAAGCGUGCAGAUUGUUUUCUAACAUUGACAAUGAAAAUGUGUACAUAAUUAAAUUUUGUUAAGUUUUUAUUGAACACACGUAGAGCUAACACUGAGAACUUAGAAUGUUAUCAGAGUCUUAUAUAUAUUAUCUUACAAGUGAGGAUACUAGAAACUGGCGGCAGCUAUUGAAAUUUGGAAAAACUCUUGACAUCAAUGAAAGACGUAAAUUUUUAUGGUCAUGGCCAAACGAAGGAAAUUUACGAGAGUUUCAACUAGUUCUAAAGCAAUUGAGUAUAGACACAUUACUAAGUAUUGGUUGUGGUAAUGGCUUACUUGAGUGGAUUUUAAAGCAAAGCAUUGGUGUUAAUGUUUUCGGUUUAGAAUUUGAUCGAGCCUGGUGGCAGAGUAAAUAUGCUAUAAGAAGCUUCAUUCCAUUAAACUUCUAUGAAGAUUUAAAGCAGACAAAAAGUGAAAAUGAUUCAAGGAAUAUGUUACUAGAAUGUUGCCCAAGGUUAGAGUGGAAUUUUGCAUUACUUUUUUGUUAUUUUAAUAACAGAAUAGCAUUUGCAAACUACUUAAAUAUGUAUAAGGGGAACUACAUUAUAAUAAUUGGUCCAAACUCAGAUUCCAACAUACACACAAAUCCCAGUGCUCUGGAACCCAAUUUUCCAAACAAUGAAUGGCACUUGCAUGUUACUUUGAAAUUAGAUGAGAACGACGUAGUUGCAUUUUAUAAGAAAAUAACAAAAAAUAUUGCUUAAUAUAAAAUUUACUUAAA